Molecule: messenger RNA, 2307 nt
Organism: Symbiodinium natans
Lineage: Eukaryota; Dinophyceae; Suessiales; Symbiodiniaceae
Source: the annotation of a GenBank genome assembly
AUGUCCAAUGGCUCCAAAGUCCUGGCUACGGUUGCGCCAGCAGCGCAGCUGCACUGCAACCUGCGCGCCGAGGGCUUUGUGGCGCUGGAGCUUCGAUGCGGCCUCUUCGGUGCCGAUCUCGAGCUCCUUUCGCCCAGCGACUGCGUGUGGCGCUCCUUAGCCCGCUCUGGCCCUGUCCUGUCUGUCAUGGGCCAGGCGCGGGCAGGCUUGGUCUUGGAGGUGCCUUUGCAAGAGCUUCCCCCGUCAACCGAGCACCUAGUCCUGGCUACUGUCGGCCGCACAGCCUCUGAGGGAGGAUGGCUGUGCCUCUCGGUGGGGUCGACGUCUGUGAUGCGGAGCCACGCGGGCAAGGACAGCUGCGCACAGGGCUCCAUGCUUCUGGUGCUGUCGCGCUCUCCUGAAGCAUGGCUGCUUCAGGAGAUGGUGCCGAACCUCGGCCUCAGUCUUGAGCAACAGGCAGGUGCGGUUGUGCGCGAGCUCUACUGGCCAGAGGUCGGAGUGGCCAUCCAGCGAACAUCCAUGGAUUUCCAGUCUGUCACCUGGUUGGAGGUUUUCAGGGCAGACCCUGAUGGACUUUGCGAUAGCGAUGAGGAGAAGGACAUGAAGGAAUCAACCGAAACAGCCGAAACCGCGAGCAACUAUGUCCCACCAGCCAUGCCCUGCCGAUCCAGUCUUCCCGAGCCACCUGGAGGUUGGGACUGCCAGCAGACUUCCCGCGUUUUGGAGGAUUCUGCAGCAGGGCCAGCAUCAGCCACCCAGAUGUGGCACCCAGGACUGCGAGAUGUGUCGCCGUCCCAUUCGGCCGCCUGUGACGAAGUGGAUGAGGUCUCCCUACAUGGAGGCCAAGGCCGAGAUUUCGGUCCACCUCGGGCCACCCAGAGGCUGCAGGAAGCCAAGAAGAACAGGCACAACGACCCGUUUUCCCUAAAUCUGGCGGAGCAGCAAAGGCAGACAGUGGAGGCCAUUGCAGCCCGAAGAUGUCUCGAGCAAGCUCAUGAUGAGAAUGAGGCGCUUCGACGCAGCUGGAGGGCUGCAGAGGCCCUGGCAGCAGAGAAGUCCAGAAGAAGCGAGGCCGAUGUGGCGGAGCUCUGUCAGGAGGCCGGCCGCCUCACUGUGUCCUUGGGCUUGGCAGAGGAGAAGCACAGCAAGUCGGAGGCCUUGGCCAUGCAACUGCGCCAAGACCUGUCCUCUUUGAGGGAGGAGGGGAAGGCUCGCGAGAGGGAUUUACGACAGGAGGCGGAGCGGCUGUGGUCCGAGCUGGAGGCGACGUCGGCAAAGCUCACGCAGCACGAGGCAGCUUGGCAGACUCAGAUGGACGACUUCGCGACGAAGCUGGCAAAGGAAAAGUCGAAGCGGGAGCGUGGCAAGGGAGAGCUUGCUGCGCUAAGGCAGGAGCUGGAGCGCUGCAAGCUGGCCGAGCAGGAGGCUGAGGCCUCGCGAAAGGAGGGCGAGAAGGCGUGUGCACAAGAGUGCGAGCACCUUCGUGACCAGAUGCGUGCCGAGGCUGAGGAGGCGAUGCGAUGGCGCUCCGAAUGGGCAGCUGCUCGAGCGCAUGGCUCUGCAGAUCCGGCUUUUUCAGCGCCCACGCUGCGUCUGGAGCUGCGCAAAGCCGAGGCAGCCUUCGCGGAAGAGCUGUCGUCCGUUCGUGCGAGGUUGGCUGCAGCCGAGAGGCGAAACCGGGAGUUGCUCGAAAACUUGCAGAGCACACUGCAGGCUGGUCGGCAAUCUUCUGCCCCCCCUGCCGCUGUGCCAACACCCCCGACAAGCCUCCCGCAGGAGUUCAGACCCCUGGAAGCCUUCCAGUUGGGACCGAAGGCCGAUGAGCAGGACAUCAGUACUCACGGAGACGCUUGGCAGCAGUGGAGCCGCCAGAGACAGUACCCAGAGCAGGAUCUGUGGCAACUCCAGGAGCAGCAAAAGGCGAGAGAGGUGCAGCUUCUUCGGCAGCAAGAACGACAGCCGCUGCGCAUGCAGCCCAAGGAAAGGCCGAUUGACGCCACCAUAGCCAUGAGUUCUAACUUCAGUGGUGGCAUUGGCGCAAGCUAUGCCGAGCAGGACGGCGGCGGGUCUGUAAGCAGCACGGCCACAAUCAAACCCGGCGGCACCGGCCAUGGUAGGCAUCUGACUCGCUUGCCAAGUGCCCCAAGUUUCGAGAUCGACGCCAAAAACGCUGACAACGAAGCCCAGAUUGGGGAGGCGCUGCGGCGAGCAGCGCGGCAGCGGAGGGUGGCCAAGACUCGGAGCUUGGAUGACGAGUACGCGCGGUUCGUGCGUGACGCGCGCCGCCCGGCAUCUAUGCCCGUUUGA